CGCGUCCGCACCGGGCGGCGAUGGCGGCGGACGGCGACUGGCAGGAAUUCUAUGAGUUCCAGGAGCCGGCCCGCAGCCCCCGGGACCAGGAGAGCUAUAACGCGGGCCCCGAGGCCGGGCCCGGGCCGGGCGGGGCUGGCGGCGGCUUUCCGGCGCUGGCCCGCAGCCUGGAGGAGAAGCUGAGCCUGUGUUUCCGCCCCUCGGGUCCGGGCGCCGAGCCCCCGAGGGCGGCUGUGCGGCCCAUCACCGAGUGCAGCCUCCUGCAGGGGGACGAGAUUUGGAACGCCCUGACCGAUAAUUACGGAAACGUAAUGCCUGUGGACUGGAAGUCAUCCCACACCAGGACCUUGCACUUGCUCACUCUGAACCUCUCGGAAAAAGAGAUAAGUGACAGCUUGCUCUUGGAUACAUCAGACGAGGAGGAGUUGAGAGAACAGCUGGAUAUGCACUCGAUCAUCGUCUCCUGUGUUAACGACGAGCCCCUCUUCACUGCAGAUCAGGUUAUUGAAGAAAUCGAAGAAAUGAUGCAGGAAUCGCCUGACCCGGAAGAUGAUGAAGCACUCACACAGUCAGAUCGGCUUUCGAUGCUCUCCCAGGAAAUUCAAACUCUGAAGAGGUCUAGCACAAGCAGUUAUGAAGAGAGGACGUCUCUCUUCAGAAGUGCGCCAGAACCCUGCGAACUUGCUCGUGAUUUCUUGUCAGCAGGAGUAAAAAGGCUCUCAGUAUCUGAAUUAAAUGAACUCCUGGAAGAAAUUGAGACUGCCAUUAAGGAAUACUCCGAAGAGCUGGUGCAGCAGUUGGCCCUGCGAGAUGAACUAGAGUUUGAAAAGGAAGUGAAAAACAGCUUUAUUUCUGUUCUCAUUGAAGUGCAAAACAAACAGAAAGAGCACAAAGAAACAGCCAAGAAAAAAAAGAAACUCAAGAAUGGCAGCUCUCAGAACGGGAAGAAGGAGAGAAGUCAUAUGCCCGGCACACGCUUCAGCAUGGAAGGGAUCUCAAAUGUCAUUCAGAAUGGCCUCCGCCACACCUUUGGAAAUUCAGGUGGAGAGAAACAGUACUUAACAACAGUUAUUCCCUAUGAGAAAAAAAAUGGACCACCAUCUGUUGAAGAUCUUCAAAUAUUAACAAAAAUUCUUCGUGCCAUGAAAGAGGACAGUGAAAAGGUUCCGAGCUUGUUAACUGAUUAUAUCCUGAAAGUUCUGUGUCCUACAUAGGGCAGCCUCUCUGGGAGCAGCCUCUCGCGGCCUGGGAGCCAGAUUCCACACAGCAUUCCCCCGAGAGCCGGCCACCCUCCCUCCUGCUAGCGGAAGCUCGGCACACUUGAACUUGGGUUUGUGACGCAGUAUUAAUAGACCACGCCUUCACUGAUUCUUUGUAUUACAAACCAAGAGAAACAUGGCACUA
Molecule: messenger RNA, 1404 nt
Organism: Eptesicus fuscus (big brown bat)
Lineage: Eukaryota; Metazoa; Chordata; Mammalia; Chiroptera; Vespertilionidae
Gene: FEZ2
Product: fasciculation and elongation protein zeta 2
Exons: 10
Coding region: 21-1214 (397 amino acids)
Cellular component (GO): axon; cytoplasm
Source: RefSeq, a predicted model, not a curated record